Messenger RNA from Leptopilina heterotoma, 2329 nucleotides. RefSeq names its product Hermansky-Pudlak syndrome 1 protein homolog (gene HPS1). NCBI's taxonomy places the organism in Eukaryota, Metazoa, Arthropoda, Insecta, Hymenoptera, Figitidae. Bases 268 to 2268 code for a protein of 666 amino acids. Gene Ontology annotation, cellular component: BLOC-3 complex. Gene Ontology annotation, molecular function: guanyl-nucleotide exchange factor activity. The record is from RefSeq and is a predicted model, not a curated record. Gene Ontology annotation, biological process: vesicle-mediated transport. The transcript has 8 exons.
UUCGUUUUUCAUUAAACAAGAAGCGCAAAUGUGAAUAUUGUGAAUAUAUAUAUGUAUAUAUCUAUAUUUUGAUAUCAUGAGUGACAUUAAUAUUUAUUCAUUUCUUUUAAAAUUAUUUCUAAGCAGGAGAUUAUUAAUAAUGAAAGAAAGUAAAUUUUAAAAGAAAAAUACAAUUAUUAAAUAUACAAAUACACGUCAUACCAUAGUCAAGAAAAAAAAUAUAACAAUAAUAAUUAUUCUUCAUCGGCGAAUGUAAAUAAAACAACAAUGAGAGGAAUUUUGGUAUUUGAUCAUCUUAACGAUGUGCUUUUUUCAAAGUGUAAUAAAAAAUUUGUCAGGCACAUUAAAAAAUUGGCUAAAAGUCAAGGUCUUCUCAGUGAAAGUGAAGAUGAAGAGGAAUCGGAGGAUUCACCAAGUGCAAACAUUGUCAUGCAAUUAUUUUCUCCGAUUGUGACAUCGCAACAUAUAAUGGCAUCACAAUUUGGAAAUUCUUACACGUCAAUGAAAUGCGAAGACGGGACAAAUAUGGUUUUUGAUGAAUUUAUGGGGAACACAUUUAUUUAUAUUUCUACCAAAGAAAUAGAUCUAAUGAAGAGGACAUUGGGAAUUUGUAUAUCUAUCAUAAGACUCAUUUGCGGACCUGAUGUUUCUUCACUAAAAUCGAGUAUACAAAAGGCAAAUCUCGUAUCAUCACUUUUGGACGCUUGGAUGCAUUUACGAGAAAUUGAACAGAGUUUUUUAACUGAGGCUGUGGAACAAUUAUCAGUGAAUAUUGAUUUAGCAUCAUCGACUCUUAAAGUAUUAACUGACGCGGCGGAUAAACUUAAAGCGCAAUUAGAAUUUUCUAACGUUCAUCUUUUAAUAUUGGUGGAACAAAAAUUUGUAUCAUUAUUCUCAAGUAAAAAUGCUCAAGACUUAAAUCCCUGCGAUAUUUUAAUGAUGAUUCUAAUGUGUUAUGUGGCAAAUAAAAGUGAAUCGCCGGCAGAAAAUAAGGAAACACAAGAGAGGGACAUUUUAUUACGACCAAAUAGCUCAAUUCCAAAAAAUGAGGAUCUCACAUCAAGUUCAUCGUCACUCCUAUCGAAUCCCACAUCCGAAGAUAUUCAAAAUCUAUUCGGAGAAUCAAGAUAUUCAUCGAUAAGUGAAGGACUUUAUACCUUCGCCGAAGACGGUUUGUACAGUCAAUUAGUUUUACUUGGAUCAGAUGAAAAUUUCACAGCGAAUGCAAUUCAUAUUUCAAAAUUAUCGGAAGGUAUUAAUUUAGUGACAAUUGUUGAGGUAAUGAAUUCGGGAAUUUCCUGUGGAUUGUAUAAUAGUUUUUAUCAUUUAAAUAUCAUUAAUAAGUUACAAUUACAAAGGGAUAUGGAUGAUCUGAGAUCGGCUGUGGAAAAUUUAGAGACAUCCAUUAAAAAGACAAUAGACGGGAUCAAGAAGCAUCGAGCAUACAUAAACAACGACAUAGACAUGUGUCAAAGACGUUUACAAGUGAAAUGGGAAUUUGUCCGCAAAAAGUAUAUAGAUCUUUUUAAAUCAAGAGAUCCAGAUUUCAUUAUUCAGAUCGAGUCAAAUAUGUCAGGUUUCAUUGAGACAAUGAAGGAACUCUUUCGAUUGACAUGUUUCGAUAGGAAUUUAUUGCGACAGGGUUUUGACGUGAUAACAACCGUCAGUCGACUCGUCAGUCAAAAACUCAAUGAUUUCAGUGAUUUUCUCAAAGUUAAGGCACUCAAGAAUUUUAGUCUCGGAUCGAGAACUUCCCUAACCAUCAACAAAUAUUUGGAAGAAUUUCCCGGACUGGUCCAUUUUAUUUACAUCGAUCGAACUAAUCACCGACUAACAGCUCCGACUGUUGAUUUUACAAAUUCAGAAACUCUACAACUCACAACUACAAAGAUAUGGACAAUGAUUGAAGAAAGCAGGAUUCAUUUACAAGAAGGUCAUAUGUCUGUAAUGUGGAAAGACACGACUUUUAAUUAUGCCUACUUUUUAUGGUUUGAAGACAGUUCGGGUACACCACUUAAAAAUAAAGAAUAUGUUAAUCACAUGAUUUCGAAUUUCGGUGUUCCUGGAAUACUCUGCGGAGAUUAUUACAGAAAAAUAGCGAGUGCUUAUUUUCCAAAAGUAUCGCCAAAUAGAAUGAGGAUUUAUGAACUUUAUUGUGUUCAUCUUGGAUUGGCAACUGCGUCUUGUGUUUUGGAACAUUCGAGACGUUUAGCGGCAACAAUUUGGGAAGUUACUGGUUUACCAAAUAAUCCCGUGGAUAUUAUUUAAAUUUUUUUUUUAAUUAUAGUGAUCUGGUUUCAGUGCAAAUUAUUGCGACGAAGAAAAAGAC